Ectocarpus sp. CCAP 1310/34 is the source of this 2363-nucleotide messenger RNA. The record is from the annotation of a GenBank genome assembly. Lineage: Eukaryota; Phaeophyceae; Ectocarpales; Ectocarpaceae.
AUGAUGCUCUGCGACGCGGAGCACAUUCAGCUUAAGGAGGCCGGGGACCUUGAGUCCCGGCAGUGCUACGCCGAGCGCCAGGUGCAGGCGUUCUCUCACCGCCAGAAUGGCGGUUUCAAGACGAAGAAGGCGCGGGAGUUUCAGAACUCGCUUUUUUCCUUCGCCACCGGAACGUUCCGCUUCGCGGAACCCAUUCUCAACGUGCGCAACGAGGAGUUCACCAACAAACGCAUCAUCGCGUACAUCGCGCCGUUCGCAGGCAAGCGUUUCCCAACCGGCCGUAUUUUGUUUGUCAUAUCCUCAAUAGGGCUCAGUCGGCGUUCAGACUAGAUCGAUACAAAAUGUAGGGUAGGGACUCCCCCGGUCCGUCAAAUUCAAAGCCCUGUCCUCAAAGAGACCGCCAUCCUCGCAUUANCCCGACGAUGUUAUCGUCGGGGCGAGCGACCUGGAGGAAUACCUCAAGAACAUGUCGCCCUAAGUUCAGGGCGACAUGUUGUUGAGGUACGGGUUAACCGCCGCCGAAGUUCUGGGCGACAUGUUGUUGAGGUAUUCCUCCAGGUCGCUCGCCUCGACGAUAACAUCGUCGGGGCGGUCGAAGGGCGCCGGCAGCUAUUGUCGCCACACAAGUAUGCCUGACAAGUUUUGGAGUGGGUUUCGAAGGGGGGAGACUCUUACCUCGACGUUGCUGCUGGUAUUACUUUGCGCGGAGUUCAUGUGUUGGCUCUUACAAAGCGUCACUGCUGGGUUGUCUCAUGUCCCCCAGGGGGUUGAUGCAGUUAAGAUAUGCGCGCCCUGUCGCGCGGGAUGGCAUCAUCCUGGACACCCGACCUCACCUCUGCGCUCUUUUUGUAUGAUAAUUUUGGAUGCGUCGGAGCUACAUUUCUUUCAUUCACCGGCGGCGUAUCACGUCCCGCAAUGGAGAUCUGCGCGACGUUCGUGGUGAUGGUGAAUGAUGCAUAUUGGUCAGGAUAUAGGCUGUUGCGCUGUCGCCUGGUUGGUCAACACGGCAGCGUUUGUUUUAUGUGUGAUCUAUUUGUGCAUUUUAGUGAAGUAGGCGGUUGGUGGCGGGGUCUUUUUCGCGUCUGUCUGUGACCGACGGCGGGAGCCUUCGUCGGCUUCGGGGGGGGGGGCUUGUUCUUGAUACCUAGGUGAAUCUCUGGGGUACAUGUCUGCAGUAGUCUUGUUAGAUGACAUCAGUUUGUACCUUGGUGAUCAUGAUGAUGUGAUGAUACCAUUGGUGGAGUAAAAUAUGCUUUUGGGUUGGCCCUUGGCGCGUCCCACACACAGCGUUUGCUGUCUUUGUCUUUUAUGUUUUUGCUUCUCUCCGAUGGGGGUCGUUGAAUGCGUCGUCAAAAGUCCACGUGGUUUCUUAUGGCGUCACGUCCCGGAGUGAGUGUCGGAUUAUACUUUUUGCUUUUCCUGUAUAUCUUUGAUGCAUGUGUCGCGUAGGUCGGAGAGAGUAGUGAUGUGCGCGUCAUACAUGUACGAAACGCAGAGGGCAUUGUAUCACGAGAUAAUCUUCGGGUUUUGCUAACGACGAGCUAUAUGAUGCUGUUGCUCAGGAUGUCGGCUCUUGCGUAGUCGCUUGGUGGGUCAGUACGGCAGUGUUUGGGUUGUGUUUUUUUCUUUCUGUGGGAUCUGCUGCAUUUUAGUGAAGUAGGCGGUUGGUGACGGGGUCUUUUUUCGCGUCUGCCUGUGACUGACGGCGGGAGCCUUCGCCGGCUUCGGGGGGGGCUUGUUCUUCUAACCUAGGUGAAUCUCUGGGGCGGGUACAAGUCUGCAGUAGUCUUGUUAGAGUACAUCAGUUUGUACCUUGGUGAUCAUGAUGAUGUGAUGAUACCAUUGGUGGAGUAAAAUAUGCUGUUGGGGUGGCGCUUGGCGCAUCCCACACACAGCGUUUGCGGUUUUUGCCUUUUAUGUUUUUGCUUCUCUCCAAUGGGGGUCGUUGAAUGCGUCCACAGUCCACGUCGUUUCUUAUGGCGUCACGUCCCGGAGUGAGUGUCGGAUUAUGCUUUUUGCUUUUCCUGUAUACCUUUGAUGCAUGUCUCGCGUAGCUCUCGAAUAGAGUAGUGUUGUGCGCGUCAUACAUAUACGAAACGGAGAGGGCAUUGUAUCACUAGGUGCUCUUCGCUGUUUUGUGUACGGAGGGUCGAGAUGCGUUGAAUGAGGGAGAAUCUUCGGACAGAUGGAUCGGUGUGUUAUGGAUUUGAUACUAGCGCCGACUGUUCCUGUCGGUUUAUACUCUGGCGUGUACUUUGUCAUCCUUCGUGUUUCCUGUUUGCGUAUCAAGCAUGUAGCCGGUGCUGCGGGAGUCACUGUAACCGUAGGAAACAGAGAAAACGAAACCGUUUCGAAAAACCACC